AUGUUGACCGGAAUGGCGGCUUCAGCACCUCAAUCAUCUGAUGGAAAUCCUCAAGGGGUCAGGCCACUUGUUGUUGAGUUGUACAUGUGCUUCCAGGAUGAGCUUCAGAUGUAUGAAGACGGGACUUUGGAAGCUGUCUUGUCAGCCGAUUCAACAUCGAUACAGCUAGAGUACAAGUGUCCUCAAUAUGCCAUCACCCCAUUCCUCACCCACUCCCUUCUGCCUGCGAUUUUUGCAUCUCUUUUUGGCCUAGCCAUACCUGAGGGCUCUUGCUGGUCUACAUACCCCUUCGCACUCACAGUCCCUUCUAGAUUCUUACACACUGCUGCUGCACCCCAUCCGGCGGGAAAGCCGGCCACCCGUAGAGAGCACUUCAAGGUGCUAUGGCACAUUGGUUUUUCAAGUUUGCUCACGUGA
Messenger RNA from Suillus discolor, 417 nucleotides. RefSeq lists its product as uncharacterized. Bases 1 to 417 code for a protein of 138 amino acids. NCBI's taxonomy places the organism in Eukaryota, Fungi, Basidiomycota, Agaricomycetes, Boletales, Suillaceae. The record is from RefSeq and is a predicted model, not a curated record. The transcript is spliced from 4 exons.